Messenger RNA from Staurois parvus, 2178 nucleotides. NCBI's taxonomy places the organism in Eukaryota, Metazoa, Chordata, Amphibia, Anura, Ranidae. The record is from the annotation of a GenBank genome assembly.
GGACUUAUAACAACCACAUCAAGAAAGCUUGACCGGGAACAACAAUCUGAACAUAUUCUUGAGGUUAUCAUUACAGACAAUGGAUACCCUCCAAAGUCCACUGUGUGCCGGGUCAUUGUGAAGGUGCUGGAUGAAAAUGACAACAAACCUCAGUUCCUCCAAAAAUUUUACAAGAUCCAACUUCCAGAGCGUGAAAAAAGUGAACGCGAUAAAAAUAUAAAGAGGGAUCCCAUAUACCGGGUUAUUGCCGUCGAUAAAGACGAGGGUCCCAACUCAGAAAUUUCUUACAGUAUUGAGGAUGGAGAUGAGCAUGGCAAGUUCUUUAUUGAACCUAAAACUGGAGUGGUUUCAUCCAAAAAGUCUUCAGCAGCAGGAGAAUAUGAUAUUCUUACGAUUAAAGCAGUUGAUAAUGGAAGACCUCAGAAGUCAUCUAGCACUCGACUGCAUAUUGAAUGGAUUGCAAAACCAACACCGUUAAUGGAACCAAUUUCCUUUGAAGAACCAUUUUUCACCUUCACCGUGAUGGAAAGUGAUCCUGUUGCUCAUAUGAUUGGCAUGAUAACUGCACAACCGUUGGGCUCACCAUUGUGGUUUGACAUUACCGGAGAUGACCUAUCUAAUGAAGUAUUUUACAUCGUUCAGAUGGCUUGUGACCACAACUGUGUAGCAGAAGGUGGAAACUACGACAGCAGGUUUGAUGUGGACAAGGGCACUGGAACCAUCAUUGUUGCUAGACCUCUCGAUGCAGAACAGAAAUCUAAUUACAACUUGACAGUGGAGGCAACAGAUGGGACAAGAUCUAUCAGUACACAGGUUUUAAUUAAAGUAAUCGAUACCAAUGACCACCGGCCAGAAUUUUCCACCUCAAAGUACGAAGUGCUGAUCCCAGAAGACGUUAGACCGGAGACAGAGAUUUUGCAAGUCACUGCCACUGACAAAGAUGAGAAGAAUAAAUUGAUUUACACAUUACAGAGCAGCACUGACCCUGCUAGUCUGAAGAAGUUUCGGAUAGACCCUGCCACGGGCUCUCUGUAUGUUGUAGAAAAAUUGGAUCACGAAGCAAUGCAGCAGCACAUUCUUACCGUAAUGGUGCGUGAUCAAGAUGUCCCUGUCAUGCGCAACUAUGCCAGGAUUGUUAUUAAUGUGACUGACACCAAUGACCAUGCCCCCUGGUUUACAAGCUCUUUCUAUGAAGGUCGAGUCUAUGAAUCAGCAGCUGUUGGAUCCGCUGUGCUCCAAGUCACUGCGUUAGAUAAAGAUAAAGGGAAAAAUGCUGAGGUUGUUUAUUCCAUUGAGUCAGGGAAUACUGCAAAUGUCUUUUCAAUUGAUCCAGUACUGGGAAUUAUUAAGACGGCAAAAGAACUUGAUCGAAGCAGUCAAAGUCAGUAUGAACUGGUGAUUAAAGCAUCAGAUCAUGGAAUUCCAACGAUGAGCCAGAUAACAUCCCUACACAUUCUUGUCACCGUUUCAGACAAUGCAGCCCCCAAAUUUAUGAAGAGAGAGUACUCUGCUGAAAUCAGUGAAUCGGCACGAAUCGGUAGUUUUGUGGCAAUGCUUUCCACUCACAGCCAAUCUUCAGUCACGUACGAAAUCAAGAAUGGAAAUAUAAUGAAUGCCUUCGAGAUCAAUCCAAAUUCUGGUGUUGUCAUAACACGAGACCAUCUUGAUUUUGAAACAAUUCCAUCUUACACUCUUACUGUUCAAGCUACAAACAUGGCCGGGUUGUCCACCAAUGCAACACUUGUUGUUCAUCUCCGAGAUGAGAAUGACAACUUUCCCAUUUUUGCUCAGAGAGAAUACAGAGGACUCAUUAGUGAAUCUGCACCAGCUAACAGUGUUGUGUUAACUGAUGAAAACACUCCCCUGGUAAUUCGAGCCACUGAUGCUGACAGAGAAACAAAUGCUUUGCUUGUUUAUCAAAUUGUUGAGCCAUCUGUCCAUAAGUAUUUUGCCAUUGACCCCAGCACUGGUGCGAUACGCACCUUGGUCACAUUAGAUUACGAACAAACAAAUAUAUUCCAUUUCACUGUUCAAGUACAUGACAUGGGAUAUCCACGACUGUUUGCAGAGUACUCUGCUAAUGUUACUAUUUAUGUGGUUGAUAUCAAUGACUGUGCUCCUGUGUUUUCAAAAGAAGUCUAUGAAGCUUCCAUAUUAAUACCAACUUACAAGGGGGUA